Messenger RNA from Homarus americanus (American lobster), 3431 nucleotides. RefSeq lists its product as uncharacterized. The transcript is spliced from 10 exons. The record is from RefSeq and is a predicted model, not a curated record. The coding region runs from base 1 to 2952 and encodes 983 amino acids. NCBI's taxonomy places the organism in Eukaryota, Metazoa, Arthropoda, Malacostraca, Decapoda, Nephropidae.
AUGGGUGUACAAGAUGGGGGAGGCAAGAGACCUUCUCCACACGCCCACAUAGCCGCCCACACUGCCGCCCACGCCCACUGCACGCCUCUACUUGUUGUGUCACCCACUUCACCCACUGCAAAACCAUCACAUCUGCCCAUGCCUGUGACGAGAUACGUCAACAGAGAGCCAGUGCCCCUUGUUAACUGUACCUCCUGGCUCCACACCCGAGGAGACGUCACCCCAACACACACGCCCACGCCCUCACACCCGCCUGGAUUCAGAGGGUCUAAGAUUCCUGUCCGGUCCUCGAGGUCGGUGAAUGAGAAGCACCUCAGAGGGGGUGGUAUAACCAGUCGCUUCUGCCGCUCCAAGAGUCUUAACUUACUGGCUGAUGAAGACGACCUGAGCCUGACAUCACCACCACGAGGACGUCACCACCACUCACCACUCUCCUCACCAGGCUCCCCUCGUCACCUGUCACCAUCCUUGCGUCAUCUCAGGAACUCUCAAGAAGAAGAUAGAUCAAGGUGCUACUCAGACUAUAGCUUGAGUGGGACUCCAAAACUACAAAGGCCUUAUCGACUUUGUAGGAGAAAAUCGUCCCCCAGUUCCUGUCGAAGAAGUUGCCAGUCACCCUCCAGUCUAUCCUGCUGUAGUUGGCAAUUCUCCUCCAGUUCCUCCUGCAGUAGAAGACAGUCAGUAGCCAGUCCAUUGACCUGUCGACGUCGCCACUCCUCAGGGUCAUCACAGGGAGGUCACGAACCAUACCAGACGCCUCAGUACUUCACCUUUCACCUCACCCUCCGUAGUCCCGCCACCUCCCCGUCAGGAGCGAGAGCCAGAUCCUCCCUCAGGUGUGAUCGGGGAUUACCCAGUGAAAGUAAACACACAUUUGCGUCUGAAGUGUGUAGAGGACAUGAUUCUCCAAACCUGCACGGCGCCUACAGAGGAGAUGGUCAGGUCAACCCGCCUCCCGAGAGCUGCACACCUGCUACAGCUGCACAGGUGAGGAAGGGCAGCCGCUACUCAAGCACCGAAGGCCAUGAUGUCGCUAAUGGUGACCUUAAUGGCGCUAAUGGUGACCGUAAUGGCGCUAAUGGUGACCGUAAUGGCGCUAAUGGUGACCGUAAUGGCGCUAAUGGUGACCGUAAUGGCGCUAAUGGUGACUCUAAUGGUAAUGGAGGCGAGGGGAAUAAUGGGAAGCAGCAGCAGGACGAGAAGAAGAAUUGCAACACAACUAAAGGUCGUCACAGCAGGGUGGCAGACAGUGAUGGUAACAGUCGUCACAGCAGGGUGGCAGACAGUGACAGUGAUGGUAACAACGGUGAAGACUUGAACCUGGACAGUGACUUCCUCGAUAACUUCCACUGUACUAACUUUGGCAUCGUGGACUGCCUUAAUACCAUCAUUAAGGACUCAGAGCAGGAUGACACAGAGAGCUACUGCAGUGACUACGGGAAUGGUUUGACCACCACUCCACCAGGUAGACUAUCUGAUACCGACUCCACCUUUGAGAUCGUCGCUGUGUCCUCAAAUCUCCCGCUGAAGAACUUUCUGCCGCCAAGAACGUCUUUUUCCGGGAAGAAAAAACCGGAUUUCCGUACUUUACGCUGGAGGAGCUGUCAGGAUCUAUUACGGCGAGACUUGGGGCAGAACCUCCUGAGGCGGCAGACGUCCGAGCAGUCCCUGAAGUGUGUGGUGGAGGAGCGGGUGUUGCCUGCCACGGAGGUAGAGGUGUACGAUGGCAACCUGGGUCUGUCGCUGAUCACUCUCUCCAGAUACAGACAUGACCGUAACUCACCUUCCUCCCUGAAGCAACACGGCCAAGGCACCGAGCAGUCGUCCAGGAGCCACAACACAGAACAUAAAAGUAAACACAGACCAAAGAAAGGGUCUAUGAGACACCUGGUCCACGAGGAGUCUUGGGAGAGUCUGGACUACGGCUGUCAUGACUCACUGACGGUGGAGCCAUCAUCGGACUCUGACUACGGUGAGCCCAUGGAGGUGGACGACUGUGUGUUGUCAGAACAAGAUCUGCCGUUACACCAGGAGACUCAUACAGACCAGGAGACUCAUACAGACCAGGAGACUCAUACAGACCAGGAGACUCAUACAGACCAGGAGACUCAUGCAGACCAGGAGACUCAUACAGACCAGGAGACUCAUGCAGACCAGGAGACUCAUACAGACCAGGAGACUCAUGCAGACCAGGAGACAUGUCCUUACCAUCAACAGCGGGAGUCAAACAGGACCAGUGGAAGGUGUGGCGGUGAUGACGACAACAGCUUCCAGGCGACAGAACACAUCAACAAGAACAUCUCUGGCAGUAAACAUUCUUAUAAAGACUCAAGACUCCUCCCCAAGAUGAUGAAGAAGGCUCAUAUGGUGGACUCUGAGCUGGACCACAUGUUGGGUAUACAGGAGGACGAUGGCAGCGGUCCUGGGCUGAGUGAGGACGAGCAGCCACCGGUACAGGAUGUAACCCUUGUUGAAGAACGACGGCCAUCAUCACGUGGGGUGGGCGUGGUCAGCCCCCACAAGCUUCUCUGGUAUCUACAGAAGGAGUCAAGACGUCAGAGCAAUGAGUCAUCUGUCCGCCGACUCCACCCACAACUGUCAGAGGCCGGCAAGACAGUGAGCAAGGCGGUCCUGAUCGCUCCACCGGACUUCUACCUCCGCAACUCCACCCAGGAAAGGUCUCUACGUCAGGUGAAUUUAUCCGACGCUUCCCAGCCGUCCAGCGCUCGCGGUCACCCGUCUCGCGUGUACUCGGAGACGUCACAGGGAGACACCAGCGGGGAGGACAGCGACACCGGCGUUGAACUCUCGGAUCUGGAGCGCUGCGUCCUCACCCUCACACACCGGAGGAAACAACUGAGGAAACAAGACACCAAUGCCUUCCUCAUCGCCCCACCCGAGUAUAAGAUCAAUGAAGACGUCUCCACACUCCACGAGGUGUUUCACUGUUGAGACGAACUCGUGACUCCUACAGGAUAAAACUCACAAGGACUUCCCUUCAUUCCAGUAUUUAUCACUAACACAGUAUAGCCAUUUUAGUCAAUAACUUUAACCACCAUUCUCUUUAUUCUUCUCAUAGUCUUGUUUGUCUUCCUCUCAAAACUCAUAGCUAUAUAUGUUGGUUUCCUCAGGUACACCUCAGCUUAUCACUCUCAUUACCUGUACUCACAUCUGUUCAUCACCUCAACAGAUUAAAGCUCCCAUCACAGUGUAUAAAUGAUCUCGUUCUUAUCAUUACUUCAUGAUAGCGAGGACACACACACACACACACACAACAACUGAUUCUAGACACACACACAAAAGAACUGAUUCUAAACACACACGUAACCUCUUGUGUGUUGAAGGUAUUGGAUCAUCUUGAGGGAGUGAAGAGGCAGCACUGGUGGGGCGUGAGGAGACAGCACUGGGGGACUUCUUGAAAUAGAUGUCCA